Parathielavia appendiculata is the source of this 1018-nucleotide messenger RNA. RefSeq lists its product as uncharacterized. Bases 274 to 768 code for a protein of 164 amino acids. The transcript has a single exon. The record is from RefSeq and is a predicted model, not a curated record. NCBI's taxonomy places the organism in Eukaryota, Fungi, Ascomycota, Sordariomycetes, Sordariales, Chaetomiaceae.
AGAGCCACUUGUCGGCCCAGCCACAGGGGGCAAUAGACAAAAUUGUUGGUCAGAUUCCGCGAAUGCAAGUAUCCCCUGUCAAUUCCUCGCAUUUUUGGACAAUACCGGCCAGCGCGACCAGCUUGUCCAAAGGAUUGGUGAUAAAGCACUCGGAGGACCGCAUGAUCAUUUCAUACCAGGCCUGAUAGACCAUGUCUUUUCAACCGGUGGGGUACUAGUGGUUGGGCUGGGCGAGACGCCGGGGCGCUGCCGUUGGUCGAGUACUGCCAAUGCAUGCUUCAGCUCAUGAUAUGGGCGAUAGGUGACUUCGACUCCGGUUUCGACAAGCUCGACCCCUUGCCAGGAUUCGAGAUAUACGGAUCCAGCGGACCCAAAGUGGAUGGUCCUGGGCGAGAGGAUGCGCCCCUGCAGCACCCAGCCUCGCGAAUUCAUCUCCCUGCGGUCCAAGUGACGGCGAGCGUUGGAGCCCAGAGCAUCGAAGAACGCUUCCGACUCGAACGGGCGGUUGGCUGUCGGGGACUGCGUUCCGCGUUGUUGGUCACCAGCGACGGCCCGAGACCUGAAGCAGCCAUAUCCGCCUCGAAACUGCACGCUCGCCGCUGUCGUGUCCCCAAACGGCCACGACCUUCUCCCACUGCAUCGACUCUUCUAAGAAGCCAUGGUCCGCGUGGUCCGCUGCUUGGGCGGCGAUGGUACAGUAGGCGUGCAUGUAUACGUCGCCCAUUCUUCCCGCUUCCUGAGACCAAUCCUCUCUAUCACCCCGGAUGAUGCACAGACAGUCUACCUAGAGGUAGCGGAUACGAAGACGUCGCGUGACUUGGACCACAUCACGAAUGGUCCGAGGCAUUUGGUCGACGGCAAUGUGUCUCAUGCGCUCCUGAAUCGUAUCAACGGUUGUCGUGAGCGAGUUGGUAGUUCCCCACCGGUAGCUGAGGGCAGUGUAUCCUUGGUCCUUCGAGUCUGUCGGAAGAGAAGCCGUUUCCACGAGACGCACUCCUGCAUCGAAAUGUGUUUCCAA